CGAGAGCGCAGCAGCGACUUCACCGCCGCAACUUUUGAUGACAGGGAUUUUUUUGGGGGGUAAUUUUUUUUUUGGAGCCGUCGAUGAGCGCGUUUGAAGUGGCUUGCCGGUGAAGACAAGAGGGAUCGAGUCUCGACCAAGCGGUUCCCCCCUCUCCGCCAGUCGGAUCAAAAUGAAACUCCUGAUUUGUGUGAUAGCCGUCGCCUUGGCGGUGGGAUCUGCGCACGGAGGUACGUCGGGCGAGCCGUGCGGAGGCAGAAACUGCGGCGAAGGAUGCCGGUGCAACCCGGAGAAAGGCAGCAGGGGUCGUCCGGGGACCCUCGGUGAGGUGGGUCAGAGCGGACCGGAGGGCCCCCGUGGGGGUCUGGGCCCCUCGGGGCCUAAAGGAGAGAAGGGCCACAAUGGACUGAAAGGACCAUCUGGCCCCAAAGGAGACAAGGGGCCGAUGGGAGUACCGGGGUUCCAAGGAACAGACGGAGUACCUGGUCACCCGGGUCAGGACGGAGGACGAGGACCGUCGGGACUGGACGGGUGCAACGGGACCCGAGGAGAACCCGGGGCGCCCGGAUACGGGACCGGAGGACCCGGACUACCUGGAUUCGCCGGACCGUACGGGCCGAAGGGCCAGAAAGGAGAACCUCGGUUCAUCUCCGGUAACGGUGGUCUGUCGAGUUACCCGGGUUCGCAAGGAGCCAGCGGUCAACCUGGUAUCGCAGGUCCCGGUGGUCCAUCGGGUUCUCUGGGUCCGAGGGGGCCCGAAGGGUUCUCCGGCCCGCCCGGUCCUCCCGGCCCUCCAGGACCAAUGGGGAGCCAGAGUGACGGAUAUGUAGGAGAGAAAGGAGACAAGGGCGACGUGGGUCUUCCCGGACCCAGCGGUACCCCCGGCGACGGGUCGCUAAGAAGCGAACAAACUCUCACCAUCUACAAAGGAGAUAAGGGGGAACCGGGCCUGAGGGGGACCAGAGGGUUCACUGGCGCUGUUGGGAGACCAGGAUCUUUCGGCUAUCCCGGCGAAUUUGGAGAGAAGGGCAUCCCUGGAUACCCCGGGGCGAGAGGUCUUCCUGGUUUCAACGGACCUCCCGGAGCUCUAGGACAACAGGGAUUAAUGGGCACUCCCGGUUACGCAGGGAAUCCAGGAUACCCGGGACCAAAGGGAGAACGAGGCGGGCCCGGAGCCCCAGGACCUCCUGCCUACGUUAGUGGUUCAAGCACCGCUGUUCAAGGACCAACAGGUGUCCCGGGCCACAAUGGCCUCCCCGGGGCCCCCGGUGACCAGGGAUUCCCAGGAUACCCAGGACCACCGGGCCAACCAGGAGUUGGUGGUUUUGGCACCGGUUAUUCCGGAUCCCCCGGUUUUCCCGGGACCGGCGGCCCAAAGGGAGAGAAAGGUAACCAAGGCAUACCGGGCUACGGCUUCGAAGGAGGCCCCGGCAACCCUGGACUCCCCGGACCCCCCGGCAACCCCGGACCUCAGGGCCCCGCGAGCUUUGCCGUUGGACCGUGCGUCAUCUAUCCUGAGUGGUCCAGGCCCAAAGGUACUCCCGACCGUCCCUCGAAUAUCCCAGGAGAGCCUGGGCCUCCUGGCUCCAGAGGAGAGCCGGGUGAUAGCGGCUACGAUGGCAGCAGAGGUGACUCUGGCGACUGCAACUGCCUCGGAGGAGGCACCUCGGGGUUCCCCGGGUCACCCGGAGCCCCCGGCGUCAACGGCAACCCCGGCUACGGCGGACGAAAGGGCGAGCCGGGCGACGGCGGCUCGCCGGGCUUCCAAGGCGUUCCGGGUCCUCCUGGCCGUGCCGGGGACGCCGGCUACUUCGGGCGUAAAGGAGAGAAGGGCACGUCUUACUACCCCAACCUGGGUUUAGGGGUGAAAGGAGAGAUCGGGUCCACUGGGCCCAGAGGACCGGCAGGUGUAACCGGAACGCCUGGCAGAGACGGGCUGCCCGGCUUCCCCGGGACCCCCGGACCCCCAGGCGACGGCGGCUACGGCACGGUGGGAGAGAAAGGUUUCCCAGGGUACCCCGGGGCCAAGGGGCGUCCCGGGGGCCCCGGGGAGCCCGGCAUCGGCUACGCCGGGACGCCCGGCUUUCGCGGAGAGCCCGGAGACCCCGGUGUUUAUGGGUUGCCGGGGCAACCGGGUUUACCCGGACCAAAAGGCCAAGUGUUACCCUGCUCCAUCCCCGGUGAGGGAGGAGACCCCGGUAACCCCGGAGUACCUGGACGACCAGGUCUUAAAGGGGAACCGGGCUUCCCAGGAAACCCUGGACGUCCCGGGUUCGAUGGUACCAAAGGAGGCAGAGGAGACCCCGGUUCUGGAGGCCAACCUGGACCACAAGGUUUCCCCGGACCCAGAGGGGAUUCUGGACUCCCAGGUGGCCCGGGACAGAGCUUCGACGGCGGCCGGGGGAAAGGCGGCUUUCCGGGGCGUCCUGGGAGCAAAGGUCAGCCCGGAGAGGUUCUGGGAGCCACGCCCGGUAGCCCGGGACAGAACGGCUUACCGGGGAUCCCCGGAGACAAGGGCCAGCCCGGGACGCCAGGAGGUUCUGGUUCACCUGGCGGUGACGGGCGCUUCGGCGUCCCCGGGCUGAAGGGAGAGCGCGGCGCUGACGGGUACCCCGGCAUUUCAGGCCUCCCCGGCCUUCCGGGUGAGCCGACGUUUGGCAUUCCCGGUCGGCCCGGAGCUCCCGGAGGCAGCGGCCUGAGCGGAUCACCAGGUUUCCCCGGUCGUAAGGGAGAAAGCGGAGACCCGGGUUUCCCGGGGCCGGCUGGAAUGAAGGGAACCCCGGGACAGCCAGGCUCCCCUGGAUCAUCCGGGCCAAGGGGACCCCCUGGACCUGCGGGACCGGGGACUAGAGAGGGAAUCCCAGGAACCCCGGGCAGGAAGGGCGAGAGAGGUUUCGCCGGACUGAUGGGUUUCCCUGGACUACCGGGUCGUCCUGGGAGUCCAGGGUUUCCUGGAGUGAAAGGCGAGGCCGCGGGCCCUGGAAGAGACGGACUCCCCGGCGGUCCCGGAUUCCCCGGACAGAAAGGUGAGAGAGGAUACUCUGGUCUACCCGGCUUGCCCGCUCCUCCUUUCCGACAAGAGUUUGUGGAGAGAGGAGAACCCGGAAACCCCGGUAGCAACGGCCUUCCUGGCUUCCCCGGACCCCGAGGUGACAAGGGUCUGUCUGGUCCGCCUGGUCGUCAGGGUCUGCCUGGACUUCCCGGUUACGCUGAGCAGAGUAAAGGACAGCCGGGACAACGAGGGUACCCGGGCCAACCGGGAACUCCAGGUUUCCCCGGGCCGAAGGGAGAAUCUGGAAUCAUGGGAUUCCCCGGCACGUCAGGACCACGGGGCGACGACGGCGCACCCGGUUUCCCCGGCAACCCUGGAGAAUUUGGUCGUUCCGGUGGAAAAGGUGCACCCGGAGAAAGCUACGGGUACCCCGGAGGUCCAGGUGCUAAAGGCCAGCCAGGAGAGCCAGGCUUCCCAGGUGGCCGCGGCAAUGACGGCGCCCCCGGUGACAACGGCUUUCCUGGAAGUCCAGGUUUCUCCGAAGUGAAGGGAAAUCCUGGUGAAGGGGGGCGGCCUGGAAUAACGGGCUCCCCUGGUUUCCCCGGGCCCUCGGGCCAGGCCGGCUACCCGGGAAGAAGAGGAGAAGACGGGUCUCCUGGUCUGCCUGCAGGUCCCGGAGGUCCUGGAGCCAAAGGUUUGCCCGGACCCCCCGGUUUGGAUGGACUCAAUGGCCUCGGUGGACCUAAAGGACUCCCUGGAACCCCAGGUGGGAAUGCAGGCGGCCGCCCGGGUUCUCCCGGUGUUCCGGGUUUCAAGGGGGAGAGAGGCGUCUCCUACCCGGGAGGUCCAGGCUACAACGGACCGAAGGGAGAGAGAGGAGAUUCAGGUGGUCCUGGACGCGUAGGGUUCCCCGGUCUGCCCGGACCUCCUGGUCCCACUGUGGGGUCAGAUGUUCCCGGACCUUUGGGAGACCCCGGUCUGCCUGGACUGGAUGGAGAGUAUGGUCUCCCGGGUCCCCACGGUCCUCCCGGCCCUCCUGGUCCUGGCACAGCCGAUGGAGACCGAGGUGACCCCGGGCUCCCGGGCUUCCCCGGCGGCCCCGGCAGGAAAGGAGACUCGGGCAUCCCCGGAGGCCCCGGACUCCCCGGCAGCUCCAGUUUCAAAGGAGGACGAGGUGAGACCGGCUACAGCGGAGGUCCCGGUCUCAAGGGUUACCCCGGUGACCCUGGUUACUAUGGAAACAAAGGAGCCAAGGGAGUACAAGGCCGUCCGGGUCGUGCCGGUAGCCCGGGACUCACGGCGCUAGAGCGACCCCCCGGCCCGCCGCCCUACGGAGACACGGGCUUCCCCGGUGGAGCCGGCAGCCCCGGUGGCCCCGGAGACGGCGGUCAGCCUGGAAUACCGGGACGUGGAGGUUCUAAGGGUCGUCCCGGUCCGGUGGGUAAACUUGGCAGGACCGGAUCUCCUGGUUUUCCCGGACCUAUCGGCGAAGCCGGACCCCCGGGUUUCCCCGGAUCCACUGGAGAGCAAGGACCCACCGGUAACACCGGACGCCCCGGCUCUCCCGGCGGCGUCGGCCGCACUCGGAGCAUCGGCUACACUCUGGUGAAGCACAGCCAGAGCGCCCAGGUGCCCAUGUGCCCUCAGGGCAUGGCCAAGCUGUGGGACGGGUACAGUCUGCUGUUCGUGGAGGGUCAGGAGAAGGCCCACAACCAGGACCUCGGCCAGCCGGGGUCCUGCCUCCCCAGGUUCAGCACCAUCCCCUUCCUCUACUGCUCCCCCAACGAGAUCUGCUUCUACGCCAGCCGCAACGACAAAUCCUACUGGCUCUCCACGACCGCGCCCAUCCCCAUGAUGCCCGUCGCCGAGCAGCAGAUACAACCGUACAUCAGCAGGUGUUCUGUGUGCGAGGCGCCGUCUCUAGGCGUGGCGGUCCACAGUCAGGACAUGACCAUCCCCACCUGUCCUCCGGGCUGGAGGAGUCUCUGGAUAGGAUACUCCUUCCUCAUGCACACGGCGGCCGGCGCCGAGGGCGGCGGUCAGUCCCUGUCGUCUCCCGGCUCCUGCCUGGAGGACUUCCGCGCGACGCCGUUCAUCGAGUGCAACGGGGCCAAGGGCAGCUGCCACUUCUUCGCCAACGAGUACAGCUUCUGGCUCACCACCGUGGAGCCCAGCCAGGAGUUCGUCUACUCGCCGGCGCAGGAGACCCUGAAGGGGGGUCAGGAGCGCUCCCGGGUCAGCCGCUGCCAGGUGUGCAGCAAGCUGUUGUAGGAGGAGGAGGAGCUGGAGGGCCGGAGGUGACAUGUUAACGCCACAAAGAGAGGUGCUGAUGAUGCAGGAUGAGAUGAUUUAUAAAAGAAAUCUAUAAAAGAACACGCGACUCCUGCUUCUCUCAAGAAUCGAGUCGAAAAAAACAACACGGACUCCGUUUUUUUUGUGUUUUUUUAAAGAGUUUUUUUAAAGAGUUUUUUUUUUUUUAAGGAAUGAAUUCCUUGUUGCGAAG
Molecule: messenger RNA, 5495 nt
Organism: Cyclopterus lumpus (lumpfish)
Lineage: Eukaryota; Metazoa; Chordata; Actinopteri; Perciformes; Cyclopteridae
Gene: col4a6
Product: collagen, type IV, alpha 6
Exons: 48
Coding region: 173-5263 (1696 amino acids)
Cellular component (GO): basement membrane; collagen trimer
Molecular function (GO): extracellular matrix structural constituent
Source: RefSeq, a predicted model, not a curated record